This is a messenger RNA of Magallana angulata, 2994 nucleotides long. RefSeq lists its product as uncharacterized. The transcript has a single exon. The record is from RefSeq and is a predicted model, not a curated record. Gene Ontology annotation, molecular function: protein binding. The coding region runs from base 4 to 2733 and encodes 909 amino acids. NCBI's taxonomy places the organism in Eukaryota, Metazoa, Mollusca, Bivalvia, Ostreida, Ostreidae.
ACGAUGGAGGAUUUCAAAAACAAUUUCAAGGAAGCCAUCUCUACGGGCGAUACCAAGGAAAUUAUGCACCUUAUCCAAUCAUUACUAGAUGUACGCGACGAUAUGACUCAAGGAGACAAGACUCGUGUUCUUGGACAAGGGCUUUAUGACGUCAUUAUUUCUCCAAAUCUUACGGUUAAUCUCGUUCGUCUGCUAACAAAAGCGGGAGCAGACGUUAACCACACAGAUUGUUUCAAACAAACGGUUCUGUUACAAGCUCUCGGUGAACGAAAAAGCAGCUCAGAAAUCACAACAGAAAUCGUACACUUUCUUAUCCAGAAUGGAGCCGAGAUCAAUCACAAGAACAUCAACGGACAAACGGACUUUCUUCAUCUCUUCUCGAAAGGCGUACUCCCGAAUCUUGUUUUGGUGCAAUUGAUAGAAAAAGUGCUAAAUAUUUUGGAGAAAGAUCUCCUUACCGGAGGAAGUUUUCUACAUUUGGUUUCAAAGUGUCAAGAAAAGGAUAGAUGUUCAUUGAUGAAAAAAUUGCUAGAAAGGGGUGUACCUGUGAAUAGUAGGGACAACAAUGGAGACACUCCUUUACACAUCAUGGCUGGUGUUGGAGACGCUGAGUCCAUGAGAUAUCUUAUCGAAAAUGGAGCCGACAUCUACGUCAAAAACAGAUUGGGAGAGUCGAUAUUUCACUACCUUGCAGAAAAUGCACAUUUAGUAGGUGUUCAAGAGAUAAUGGAUAUGUUGAUAGAAAAAGGACUCGAUAUCAACGGAAAAGAUUAUUCCGGUAAAACAGUGAUCCAUCACGCCGUCAUUUCGAAACAUACAACAGUUGAAACGGUGGAAGAACUCUUGAAACGAAAUGUGGUCGUGAAUAACAAAGAUGCGAGAGGGAAAAAUGAAAUUUUCUGUGCCGUUGAACAAGUGGACAUGGAAUAUAGUCAAACCGAACUAGAACGUAGGGCAGAGGUUAUCACGUACCUAGUCAAAGCCGGCGUCAGUGUGAAUGAACGAAGCACAGACGGGAUUUCACCUCUUCAUAUGGCCACUUUGACGAACGAGUUGGACAUUCUCGUUGCCCUGCUCGACUGUGGUGCUGACGUCAUGCAGAGGACUAAAACUGGUGCUACAGCCCUUCAUUGGGCAACUAGACACUACAACAUGCUACAUGUUACCAUUCAUUUUUAUCUGGACGGAAACCAUGACUUAAACGCAGUGGACGACUACGGAUCCACCGCCCUGCAUUGGGCUGUGUGGUUCAAGAAGAAAUUUGCCGCGCAGACCUUAUUACAAGUUGGCUAUGAUUAUACUAUAAAGGAUAAGUCUGGUAACACUCCAGAAAUGUUUGCAGAAAUGUUAAAUUUUUCGCAUUUUUCUUGGUUAAUCGAUGGAGAACGAUUUAAGGAUCUGGAUUGCCUUGAAUUGCAGUAUCCUAAUCUAGAAUGCAGUGGCGCUGAUCCAUUAAUUGCCUGUCCCCACUUGAGAUAUAUGAGAAAAGAAAAUGAGAUAUUACAUCAUGAAAUGUAUCUCGAUCAUCUGAAUUUGCACAAAACUUCCAUUCAAACUUGUUGGCAAAAAGCCCUGACUUUAACCGACAUGGGAUUGUUCUAUCCUCUACAAGACAAUCAUUGGAUUCCAGAAUUGUUCCAUCGAUUAUUCAGUUUGUUGGCCGAAAGAUUGGGUGCAAAAAAUCCUCAAUUUUCAUGUCAUUUGAAGCUUGCGGGAAGUAUGCACGAAGGAACUAAAGUUAAAAUCCCAAACGAGUUUGAUUAUUUAUUCAUUUUGUCACAUUUAUCAAAAUCAUUCGAACCUGUUGAAAAUGAAAAGUACCCAGAAAAUUUUGUGAUGGUGAAACUGAUAUCAGAAGAAGAAAAAAUUACAUAUGCAAAAUAUAUCACGGAAGACGGCUUUCUUGACAGCCAAUUGUUUCUUCUUGAUUUCUAUAAAACUGCGAAUGAAGAGUUGCUCUUGAUUCUGAAGGAACAGGAAUCUUUCAACCAUGUUGCAAUUCUACAAUCUUUGAAAGAAAUAUGGUGCAGUAUCUCGAGUUUCAGAUUUCUAGUGUUCGGACACGAAGCGAAAAUGUUUGAAACAUCGGUAGACAUUGUUCCUGCUCUUGAAUUUGACAAUUGGUUACCGAAAAACUUUCAAAAAUUAGACGAGGUUUUCUGUGAAAACAUCUCGCAAAGUAAUUUUUCAGCGAUCCUGAAGACACCGGAUCGAUUUCAUGUGAAAGAUUUUACUCUGUUUUAUCGAAUCUCAUAUGCGUAUCUGGAGCAGAGCAUCGUCAAAAGUAUCCCAUAUCCAAUUAAAAAGGGAUAUAUCCUUUUGAAAAUCUUAAUAGAAUCGGGAUAUUUCCCGCAAAUUGUGGACCAUGACAAUGGCAGGGCUGUCAAAAGAUACGUCACCACCUAUCACCUGAAAACCUGUCUUCUUCACGAGUGGUACAGCUGUUACAAGACAUCAUCCGGACCGGAAAAAAUGGAAGAACAGAACAAGGAUCAAACGACAAGGGAAUGGGCAGAAAGAAUCGUAAAACGAUACAAACUGAGCAUAGAGAAACGAUUUCUUCCAUCGUUUUUCAAUCCAAAAAAAAACCUGUUCGGCAUUGAGACGAUGAACGACGCGAUGCAAGAACCGGAGAAAUUUGCACAACUUGCAGGGUUGUUGGAGCAUAUACUAAAAGUCGCUAUUUGCGAAAAAGGAUCUGAUGUUAUCUAUUCUCGAGAAGCCCCCCUCUGAAUGAUUCGAUUUUCGAAUUCGGAAGUUACACUAUGUAGGUACAGACGUUGGUGCAAACUACAUUUCUAAAUCUGCAAAAUACAGAGGAGCGAUGUGAAUCACUCGUAGGUUACCGGCUAUGACAGAUAAGAACAACGUUGUAAAAAUGCAAACCAACGUGACUAACUGUCAAUGUGAUUAAAGAUUGCUUAAACGACAUUUCAAAUAUUGCAUAUACAUUUGCAGUUUAUUGUACUAUACGAAUAAAUAAUUUAACAGUUA